This is a messenger RNA of Chaetomium strumarium, 1989 nucleotides long. RefSeq lists its product as uncharacterized. NCBI's taxonomy places the organism in Eukaryota, Fungi, Ascomycota, Sordariomycetes, Sordariales, Chaetomiaceae. The transcript is spliced from 2 exons. The coding region runs from base 281 to 1783 and encodes 500 amino acids. The record is from RefSeq and is a predicted model, not a curated record.
GAGGCCACUCCGAUACAUCUUGGACUGCGCCCUCGCGGAAAUCGCAAAGGGAUUUAGUCGGGCUCGAGUGACGUAAAACAGCAAAGAUAUCAGCACGGAGAUUUCUGGAUCUUUCCACUGGCUCUGCCCAGCUCCUGACUGAGACUCGGACCCGUCGACGGGAAUAGCGGGCGCCGAAUCUCAUAAUAUUGGGCCCUACUUCCGAGACCCAAGUGCCAUGGCCACUAAAUAAAUCAAUCAACUUCUGGCCCGUGCCCAAUUGUUCUGCCCGACUUUCGCGAUGGACACAAUACACGAGUCGACUGAGAGAAUGGCUGUCAUGUCCGGGGUGUGGCCUGAGCCGACUACUAGUAGUAGUAGUGGUGCGUCUGCAGGUGCCGGACCAAGCCGAUCGAGAACGGAACCGAUCAUCUCCAUCUCUCCUGCUGUCGACAGGCGACCGGAAACGCCUUCAUCGAUGAAGUCGCCCGUAGGAAGAAAGACCAGCUUCCGCGUUCCUAAAUGGGUCAAGCGGUCCGGUUCCAGUCGGACAAUCACGGCGUCAGUCAGAUCCGCACCGGAAGCCUGGAGGCCACAGAUCGAGCACUUGGGUGGCGGGCGCGUCGAGGACGCAGAUGUUCCGAGCAUUGAGAGCGCCCUCAGCAGCAACAACAACAGCGCCCCCCAGUCCCCUUCCACCCUUCUAGUGCCGGGGUCAACCCUGGGAAAUCGAGCACUGAAGAGUGACACCGGCUCGAUCGACAGCCGCGCCACCAAGUGGUUCGACUUUUACAAGGAGCCACCAAGCGAGACCGAAAGGUCGCAGUCGCAGCCGCCUCCUCUCAGACCCAAACCCUCCCACGAGAGACUCCCGAGCCGAGGGGGAGAGGACCCUGCUCCUCCUAGCCCCCUGAGCGCUACAGACCUCCGGCCGCCGCCGCUCAGACUGCCGUCGUCUGAGAAGAGCCGCAGCCCCAAGACACCCCCGCCCAACACGCCAUUGCCCUCCUUACCCAGCUCACCACGGCCCACGGGGCAACAACCCACGCCACUGGCACGGAAGGACUCGAAGUACAAGCCCCUCCCCAUCCUUCCGCCACAGCAGCACCGGGCCGAGGGAGGAGGCUCAGUAGCGGCCGACAAAGCCAACCCGGGGAGCGAUAGGCCUAAGAAGCCUGAGUAUGCUGUACGAUCGCCCUCUUCGCAGAGCCAACGAGCAGCAGCAGCAGCAGGAGGAGGAGCAGGAGGCGUCUCAGCAAACCGACAAGACGACUGGGCAUUUGUCGCGCCGCCCGCCAUCCACGUCGACACGCCCCCUCCCACGCCAGACGGCACCGACUUAGAGAGCAUUGUCGGAGCGUACGGCGGGAGCAAAGAAAGAAGGGAAGAACAACAACGGGUCCAGAACAAGAACAGCAGCGAUGGAGCAGGCGCACCGUACGUUCCCACUCCAAAUGCGCAGACCACAAGCAGCGCAACCACCACCACGACAACCAGCAGAGAAAGAGAAAAAGGAAGAGGUGAAGAAGAAGAGACAAAACCUACCCGAUUGGCUCGGCGGCCUUCGGAGCGAGUCGACUCGCUGCGGCACACGCGCCAGGAACGCAUCUGGCUGCACGUCAAUUACCGCGGGGAGGCGCCCUUCCUGAAGGCGUGGGGGUUGGAUAUCGGGAGGAGGUCGGAUCGGCUGGAGGGGUUGGCCAUCCUCCGGGAGUUGAUCCAUGCGGAGGCGCAGGAGAGGAAAAGAGAAAGGGGUUCUUCUGUUGGUCGUCAGGGAGGGGUGGACCGAGAUGAGAGGGAGUGAGGGACCUAUAUACUGUAAUAAGUGCUGUACUAUACGUACUAGUAGCUGGUGGCUUUUCUGGUUGUUGCUGUUUGUCUUGUUGCUGUAUACCCGGGCUAGUAUUAAUCAUUCCAUUUGUUCAAUUGUUAGACAGGUUACGUGACAAGUUAGUCGUAGGAAGAGCCAGUAAAUCCUAUCUUUCCACUACGAAUCAAUCUAUAACCUUC